This is a messenger RNA of Hibiscus syriacus, 2280 nucleotides long. Its product is annotated as probable LRR receptor-like serine/threonine-protein kinase At5g10290. Gene Ontology annotation, molecular function: ATP binding; protein binding; protein kinase activity. The record is from RefSeq and is a predicted model, not a curated record. Gene Ontology annotation, biological process: protein phosphorylation. The transcript is spliced from 11 exons. Bases 391 to 2211 code for a protein of 606 amino acids. NCBI's taxonomy places the organism in Eukaryota, Viridiplantae, Streptophyta, Magnoliopsida, Malvales, Malvaceae.
CUAAAAAGAAAAAGAAAUUAAUAAUUGCAGAGUUAGAAAAUCAAGACAAUAAAUGAGGAGAAGACUGAGAAGAGGAGCAGAAAGCAAAAAGACUGAAGUUUCUUCUUUGAUUUUUGUUCUUCAGAAAGAAAGAGAGAGAGAAAAAAAAAACUCGAAUGAGUACUCUGUCUCCUUUCACUAAGCCAGCUCAUUCCUUCUAAUUUACAGAUUAAAAGAGACUCGAAGCUUGAUUCUUUCACUCUUGAAGUUUCAUGACCCGUCUCAAAUGAAAAAACCCAUCUUUUUCUUCUUCUCCAAAUUGACGCCUUUCUCAAAGAGUCGGAAGUCACUUUUAUGCUCGUAAGAUUUUAUAUUGCAUGGCAUUGAUCAUUGGGGCUGACUUCGCUGAAGAUGGAAUUAUUUCGUGGUUUUCUUAUAUUGACUUGCUUUCUUUCUUUUGUAUCUGCUAAUUUACAAGGAGACGCUUUGUUUGCAUUGAAGACUUCACUCCAUGCCUCACCUGAUGAGUUGAGAGAUUGGAAUCCCGAUCAAGUUAACCCUUGUACCUGGUCAAAUGUUAUGUGUGAUUCUAGUAAUAAUGUCAUUUCUGUGACGUUGUCAUCCUUGAACUUCUCCGGCACAUUGUCCCCUAAAAUAGGAGCUCUGACGACUCUUUCAUCACUUACAUUGAAAGGAAAUGGUAUAACUGGUGAGAUUCCAAAAGAGAUAGGGCACUUGUUGAGCUUGACCAGCUUGGAUUUGGAAAGUAAUCGUUUAACUGGAGAGAUACCUCCUUCUCUCGGUAACCUUAAGAAUCUCCAAUUCCUGACACUGAGUAAGAACAAUCUUACUGGGACUAUCCCUUCGUCGAUUUCAAAUCUUCCAAAGUUGAUCAAUCUCCUGCUCGAUUCAAAUGAUCUUAGCGGUCAAGUUCCAGAUGAUUUAUUCCACAUUCCGAUUUACAAUUUUACAGGAAACAGAUUAAAUUGUGCUGGAAAUUUCCCGCAGAGUUGUGUAUCGAAUGGAAAUGAUUCAGGUUCUUCGGGGAAGUCGAAGGUUGGAAUUAUAGUUGGAAUCCUUGGCGGGUUUAUAAUUCUUCUUAUCUUUGGUGGUUUGCUGUUUUUCCUGUGCAAGGGUCGCCGGAAAGGCUACAGGAGCGAUGUAUUUGUAGAUGUUGCAGGUGAAGUCGACCGAAGAAUUGCUUUUGGUCAACUGAAAAGGUUUGCAUGGAGGGAAUUACAAUUGGCUACUGACAGCUUCAGCGAAAAAAAUAUCCUUGGACAAGGAGGUUUCGGGAAGGUUUAUAAAGGUGUUCUUUCUGAUAACACAAAAGUUGCAGUUAAGAGAUUAACUGAUUUUGAAAGUCCCGGAGGAGAUGCGGCUUUUCAACGUGAGGUCGAGAUGAUAAGCGUAGCUGUUCACAAGAAUCUAUUAAGGCUGAUUGGCUUUUGCACGACACCAACUGAACGCCUUUUGGUCUAUCCAUUUAUGGAGAACUUAAGCGUGGCCUAUCGCCUUAGAGAGCUCAAACCCGGCGAACCUGUUUUAGAUUGGCCUACAAGGAAAAGAAUAGCCUUGGGUGCAGCACGAGGGCUGGAAUAUCUUCACGAACAUUGCAAUCCGAAGAUCAUUCAUCGGGAUGUCAAGGCAGCUAAUGUAUUAUUGGAUGAAGACUUUGAAGCCGUUGUUGGUGACUUUGGCCUUGCAAAGUUGGUGGAUGUGAGGCGGACAAAUGUUACGACUCAAGUUCGUGGAACAAUGGGUCACAUAGCACCCGAGUACUUGUCCACGGGGAAGUCAUCAGAAAGGACAGAUGUAUUUGGUUACGGGAUUACGCUUCUAGAGCUUGUAACAGGUCAACGUGCGAUCGACUUUUCACGCUUGGAAGAAGAAGAUGAUGUUUUGCUGCUUGAUCAUGUCAAGAAGCUUGAAAGGGAGAAAAAGCUGGAUGCUAUUGUAGAUCGGAACCUUAAUAAAAACUACAACAUCGAGGAGGUCGAGGCAAUGAUCCAAGUUGCAUUGCUCUGUACCCAAUCUUCACCCGAGGAGCGUCCGGCAAUGUCGGAGGUGGUAAGGAUGUUGGAAGGAGAGGGGCUGGCCGAGAGAUGGGAAGAAUGGCAGCAUGUCGAAGUUACCCGUAGGCAAGAGUACGAAAGACUUCAAAGGAGAUUCGAAUGGGGAGAAGAUUCAUUAUAUAAUCAGGACGCGAUCGAGUUAUCGGGCGGAAGAUGAGGUAAAGAUUUCCUUGGAAAGUAUGCCGAACAUUUAGGGGCAUCAGUGUUUUUAUAUAUCAGAUGCAUU